Blepharisma stoltei is the source of this 2040-nucleotide messenger RNA. The record is from the annotation of a GenBank genome assembly. Lineage: Eukaryota; Ciliophora; Heterotrichea; Heterotrichida; Blepharismidae.
AUGUCAGAAAAAUCCAAGUUAAGCGUAGAAUUUCAAAAAAAUAAGCCACAGAACAGCGAAAUGACCCCUGAAAGACUUGCAAAUUUAAUGAAGAAAAGAGAAGAAGCGCUUAAGAGGAAGGCGCAAUUUAUCCAGAGCCAUAAAACUUCAAAUAGUGUGCCAAGCUCAGAGCGAAAACUGAACCAAGUGAAACUGAAUUUUGAGCAAAGCGAUCAGGAUAUUGUAGAGGAAGAACGUAAAAAUACAGUUUCAAUUGAAUUAUUUACAAAAGAUGAGCUAUUAAUGAAAACAAGUGUGUUUGCUUCGAAAAAUCUCAGAACUGCUAUCAUUACUUCUGGAGGCGAAUUUAAUAAAGAGCAAAGCGGCUGAGUGAUUUCUAUCAAUAAAUACCAAGAAUUCCGAGACAAGGCAAGAUUAAUAGAUAAGCUGACAUUUAAAGAACUUCCUGAGUUCGUAACAAAAGGAUUACUUAGCCCCAAAAUAGCUUUUUGCAAGAAAUGUCCUCAUAAGUAUGAAUUGGAAAGCGAAAGGACGAUUGAAAGUUUAGGAGAAGAUUUUAUUAGUAAGCUGUAUCCUUUUCAAAAAGAAGGCGUGAAAUUUGCAUUAGAACGCUAUGGAAGAGCUUUAAUUGGAGAUGAAAUGGGUGUAGGUAAAACAAUACAAGGAGUCUCCAUAGCGGCUUGUUAUGAAGACGAAUGACCAGUAUUAGUGAUAUGCCCUGCAUCAGUUAAACUGAAUUGGAGGGAUGAAUUUUUAAAAUGAGUCCCAAAUUUAACACCUAAAGAUUUUAAUGUGAUCCAAAACAGCAAGAAUUGCAAAUCCAAUGCAAAAAUAUGAAUAAUCUCAUACACACUUGCGACUAAUAUUGAAUCUUUAUUAGUUGAAAAAUCAUUUAAUGUCAUCAUAGCAGACGAGUCGCACUAUCUAAAAAAUUUUAAUGCGAAAAGGACCAAAUUUUUAGUCCCAUUUAUACAAAAAGCAAAAAGAGCUAUUCUGCUAAGCGGUACUCCAGUUCUUUCAAGGCCAGCAGAGCUUUUUACACAAUUAUCAUGCAUUCGUCCUGACAUAUUUCCAAGCUUCAGAGCAUUUGCAGAAAGAUACUGCGAUCCCAAAAUAAUUUUCAAACGAAUGGACUAUUCUGGAGCUUCUCAUAUGAGAGAGCUUCAUGUCUUAAUAUCGAACACAAUUAUGAUCAGAAGACUUAAAUCAGAUGUCCUCUCCCAAUUACCUGAAAAAAUCAGACAAAAGGUCGAAAUUCCAGUUGUGCACGAGCAUUGCCAAAAGAUAAAAAAAUCUUUUUAUGAUAUGAAGAAAAAAGCUAAAGAACCUUCAGAAUUAGGUGAAGAAAAGACUGAAGGGGAUUUAUUUUUAACUAAAGCAUAUAAUUUGACCGCAAGAGCCAAAAUGAAAGGAGUUUGCGAGUACGUUAGCUAUUUAAUACAAAGUGAAUGCAAAUUUAUUAUAUUCGGACAUCACAUGGAAAUGCUUGAUGCAAUUCAAGACCAAGUAGAAAAGGAGAAGACUGGGUAUAUUAGAAUUGAUGGGAGCACGAAUAUGGAACAAAGACAUAAAGGUGUCAAUACUUUUCAAAAUGUCAAAGACUGCAGAGUCGCUAUUUUAGGGAUUUUGUCAGCAGGACAAGGAAUUACACUGACAGCUGCGUCGAUUGUGGUGAUGGCUGAAAUGGUUUGGACACCUGGGUUUAUGAUACAAGCUGAGGAUAGAGCACAUAGGCUGGGGCAGCAAAAAGUGGUUAAUAUUCAUUAUUUGUUUGGGCCUGGAACUUUAGAUGAGUAUAUAUGGCCAAAGAUACACUCUAAGUUGACUGUAAUUGUAAGUGCUCUUGAUGGAAAUGAGAAUGAAGCACUAGAAGAUUUAAUGAAUCCUACAUGCAAAGUUGGGAUGGGGGAUUUUGAAUUAGACUCAGAUUUUGAGUUUUCGAAUGAUCCGCUUUUUAAUUUGGAUUCAGGGGAAAAAAGAUCGCAUGAUAGCGACUUUGAGGAAGAGAAUGAAACGAAAACGUUAAAAUUGUCAAAUUAG